This is a messenger RNA of Psylliodes chrysocephalus, 1308 nucleotides long. NCBI's taxonomy places the organism in Eukaryota, Metazoa, Arthropoda, Insecta, Coleoptera, Chrysomelidae. The record is from the annotation of a GenBank genome assembly.
UCAUUUCUAACAUUUCAAAAUACCUGCUACAGUAGGAUUCCAACUUUUCUACCAAAAUGUUUAAACCAUUUCUGAUCGUCUUUAUUUUUGCGUUAACCAGUGCUCAAAAUGCAGAUCCACGUUGCAAAGUUACCAAAUUCUCUCAAGUAGCAUCAGCGGUAGGCAACUGCACUAAUAUUGUUAUAAAUAAUCUAGUCGUACCUGCUGGAAAAACUUUGGAAUUGUACUUGAAGCAUGGAACGACCCUUACAUUCGAAGGAAUUACAAGUUUUGAACAUAUACCAUGGUCAGGGCCUUUGAUUAGGGUUAAAGGCAAAAGAGUUACUAUCCAGGGUGCUCCAGGUUCGUUGCUAAAUGGACAGGGUCAGUUAUACUGGGACCAUACGGGCGAUAAGGGACUCAAAAAACCUCAAUUUAUGAAAAUUGAAGUAUCGGAAGAUUCAGUAUUCAGAAAUCUUAAUAUAUUAAAUUGUCCACACCAUUGUAUAUAUAUUGGAACAUCCGAUAGACUGACUAUAACUGGUUGGGUUAUAGACAAUUCCUACGGGGAUCACGUGGAUAACGACUACGCCAUAGGAAAAAAUACGGACGGUUUCGAUGUUUCUGGUGCAACAAACCUCAUCAUCGAAAAUACCAAAGUUGUUAACCAAGACGAUUGCAUUGCUUUAAGACACGGAGCGAACAUCCUAAUCAGAAAUAUGUACUGUGCUGGAGGUCAUGGAAUAAGCAUUUCUGUUGGCUUCAGCUACACUACCUUUAUAGAAAACACGUUGUAUAAUGUAACAGUGCAAGAUUCUGUCGUUGUUCGUUCUGCUAACGGCAUUCACGUUAAAACUCAUGCUGAUGCUUUUAAAGGAGAGAUAAAGAAUAUUACUUAUCAAAAUAUCCAUUGCUCAGGACUUCAGAGGUAUGGUAUCACCAUCCAACAAGAUUACGUAAAUGGCAGUUCUUCCGGCAAAGCCAACACCAACAUCCCGAUACAUAAUUUGAAUUUAAUCAACAUCACAGGGAAUAUUUUAGAAACUAAUCACACUUCAAUGCCGGUUUACAUCAAUUGCGGCAAAGGAAGUUGUGACGGUUGGAGCUGGUCUGGAAUACAUAUAUCUGGCGGUAAAAAGAGUAUCUGUAAUAAUUACGAGCCAGAAGGAUAUUCGUGUCUUGCAUCUUCUGGCAUUGGAUUAACAUUUAAUAACUUCUUAUUAAAAAUUCAAUUUUUGAUUAUUGUAUUUAUCGGAGUAAAUUCAAUAUUUUUACCAUAAAAAACACUUGUUAAUGUUUUUAGAAUAAAGAUUAAAAAUUAUAGAUAAA